Haemonchus placei is the source of this 1914-nucleotide messenger RNA. The record is from the annotation of a GenBank genome assembly. Lineage: Eukaryota; Metazoa; Nematoda; Chromadorea; Rhabditida; Trichostrongylidae.
GGCCUAAAGCGUAUGCCCAGUCUAGAGAUGACCGACGAACACAAAAUGGAUGUUGAGAUUGAUUUGUCGGGAAACCAGAUCCAGUACAUUGGUGACGGCCGUGUGCGAUCAGUUCGGGCUCGAGUUCUUCGAUUAAGUAACAAUCGAAUCAAGGAGAUCGCCGGCUAUGCCUUCACUGGCAGCACAUUCGUCAAACUAGCCAUCAACAACAAUGUGGAGCUCACCGACUUGUCCACUGACGCCUUUAAAGGAAUCACGGAAGACCUCUCGGAUACCUCAAUCAGUGUGCUACCAAUAAUUGGACUGAAGAAUCUGAAGACCUUGGCGCUGCAAAAUGUCCCAACUUUGAAAAGACUGCCACCGGUGUUGAGUUUCACUCAUCUCGAGACAGCCCACUUCACCUAUGCUCAUCACUGUUGCUUAUUCAAGUACGUCGAUGACGUGGUUGAAGGGGAAAACGGUCUGUACAAAAGUAAUGCUCGAGAAAUCCAUCAUCGUAUCUGUAAGCAACGGGAAACGAGCAGGAAGCGCGAUCUGUGGUCGACUUUGAUGGAACAGUGGUUCCGUGAUGCGGACGACCAGGUAGAGCUCGAAGACGAUGACCUUCCUGCAUUCGAUCCUUCGGAGAUCGGAGCUACACGAUGUUUGGCUGUGGAAGAGGUGGCUACCGUACAAGGUUUCUAUCAGAACAUCACCUGCACACCACAGCCGGACGCUUUCAAUCCUUGUGAGAACAUUGUUGGCCUAUGGAUCCUUCGGAAAGCUAUUUGGCCUGUGUGUACGGCAGCCAUUCUUGGCAACGUCCUUGUCUGGGUGAUACUCGGUUUGGCCUUUGAGAAGCGAAUGCGUGUACAUUACCUCUUCAUGAUAAACCUCGCCAUUGCUGAUCUUAUCACCGGUGUCUAUUUGGCUGUGUUGGCUGUACAAGAUGUUCGAACCGGUGAUGAAUACUAUAGACAUGCCGUCAGUUGGCAGACGGGCUAUGGAUGUAGCAUGGCCGGGUUUUUCGCCGUAUUGUCCAGUGAGCUGAGCAUAAUUUCAAUGUUUUUCAUUGCUUUCGAAAUGGCAUACAAUACGAGGUACGCUUUCUAUGGUCAACGUCUACGCUUUCCAGUAGCAUGCGCCAUGAUGGCUGGCGGAUGGGUUUUCGCUUUAAUGAUGGCUACUGCUCCUCUGCUUGGCCUCUCAAGCUAUUCUACAGCCAGUAUUUGUUUACCAUUGAGAUUACACAACAUUGGCGAUAGGGUAAUACCUACUAUUGGAUGGAUUUCCAAAUUUCAAAAUUAUCUUUUUAUUUCUCAAAAUCGCCCUUUCAUUAAGGAUCCAAGUACACCAUCACGUGCCGAGGACAAUCUUAUUAUCAAGAAAAUGAUAUGGCUGGUUGGCGCCGACUUUCUCUGCUGGGCUCCGACGCUAUUUUUCGGAUUGUCUGCCGCUAUGGGUCAUCCGCUGAUUUCACUGAGCAGCGCCAAAUUCCUUUUGGUCUUCUUCUUCCCGAUCAACGCCUCAGCCAACCCAUUUCUAUACGUCUUUUUCACAAAGAUCAUUCAAAGGAAUGUCAAGACGAAAGCACUACCGAUGAUCAGGCGGAUAACCAGUACAUCGGGAUAUGAUUUGCCUCCCUCUCCUACUUCUGCUGUUCCAGUGGGUAGUCCAACAAGACUGGGUGUCAGCCAAAUGACUUCACUGAACAGUACACCACGUGGAUCCAAUUGUUCCAAUCAACCCAUGAUGGAGAUCGAUACACCUGAUUUACCACGGAGUUCUACUUGUACACACCCUGUAUUAUUUACUAUCCCCAAGAUGGUUUUUGAGGUGUCCGACUUAUCUGAACACUCAAGCGAAAGCCAUCAUGAGCAUAUACCGAAGAGAAGGAAACCAUCAGAGGUAAUGCCUCGAUUUCGUCCUCCUUAG